Paramacrobiotus metropolitanus is the source of this 1528-nucleotide messenger RNA. RefSeq names its product glycerol-3-phosphate dehydrogenase [NAD(+)], cytoplasmic-like. Gene Ontology annotation, cellular component: cytosol; glycerol-3-phosphate dehydrogenase (FAD) complex. Gene Ontology annotation, biological process: glycerol-3-phosphate catabolic process; carbohydrate metabolic process. The record is from RefSeq and is a predicted model, not a curated record. The transcript has 6 exons. Gene Ontology annotation, molecular function: protein homodimerization activity; NAD binding; glycerol-3-phosphate dehydrogenase [NAD(P)+] activity. Bases 166 to 1230 code for a protein of 354 amino acids. NCBI's taxonomy places the organism in Eukaryota, Metazoa, Tardigrada, Eutardigrada, Parachela, Macrobiotidae.
GAAAAAGUCCAAAGUUGUCGUCGAUUGCGCUGCCAGAUACUGUGGAAUAUUGCGCCCAUCGUCGUCACACUCCUCUUAUUUGCGCACGAUCGUUCUUUUAAAUUACUGUUUUCCAGUAUAUUUGUUCGUGGAUCAUUUCGGGCGAGCAAUUUAUCCCUAAGCAGCAUGUCGGAGCAGAAGCGUGUGGCCAUUAUAGGCUCGGGGAACUGGGGCAGUGCCAUUGCGGCGGUGAUCGGGGGGAAUCUGCAGAAGGAGCAGACCAAGUUCCACCGUGAAGUGCGCAUGUGGGUUUUCGAGGAGAUGAUUAACGGGCGCAAGUUGACGGAGAUUAUCAACCAGGAUCAUGAGAACGUCAAGUACCUCCCUGGCCAGAAGCUCCCGGAGAAUGUCAUCGCCGAGCCGGACAUCCUGAAAGCAGCGGAGGACGCGGAUCUGCUGGUCUUCGUCCUGCCGCACCAGUUCAUCGCGCGCAGCUGCAAGCAGCUGGUGGGGAAGGUGAAGAGCGGCGCCAUCGCGCUGUCCCUGGUCAAGGGUCUGAAUAAUCCCGAACCGGGCAAGAUCGGGCUCAUCUCCGACAUCAUCAAGGAACAGCUGGGCGUCGAGGUCGGCGUGCUCAUGGGCGCCAACAUCGCCAACGAGGUGGCCGCCGGAUCCUUCUGCGAGACCACCAUCGCCUUCAAGAAUGUAGAACACGGCCGAUUAUUCCGCGACGCGAUUCAGACGGAGAACUUCCGCGUGACGGUGGUGAAUGACGUGGCCAAUGCGGAAUUGUCAGGCGCAUUAAAGAACAUUGUGGCGUUCGCGGCGGGAUUAAUUGACGGACUGUAUGGAGAAAAAGCCGGCAACACGAAAGCGGCGGUGAUCCGACUGGGAAUCAUGGAGAUGAUCGAUUUCGCCGAGAAGUUCUUCCCGGGCGGAUCCCGCGAGACCUUCCUGGAGAGCUGCGGUGUGGCCGACGUCAUUACGUCGUCCUUCGGCGGACGCAACCGCAAGUGCGCGGAGGCCUUCGCCAAACAGCCCGACAAGACGGUGAAGCAGCUGCAGGACGAGAUGCUGAACGGGCAGCUGCUGCAGGGCCCCGGGACCGCCGAGGAGGUCAACCACUUCCUGAAGGCCAAGGGCCGCGAGAACGAGUUCCCCCUCUUCACCACCGUCCACCGCAUCUGUGUCAAGGAGAUCCCGGCCAAGGAGCUGCUGGACCACCUCCGCAACCAUCCCGUCCACAAGUGAAACACCCCCCGUUCUGGACGCGGACUGGUUCCCCGUUGUGUGACACCUUUGCGUGUGUUUUGAGGCCAAAAUGUUGACGAAUGUUUCGGGUGGCGAGAUGUGUCCCUUUUCUGAUCAAGUGCCCAUGAUACAGUGUCGGUCUGUUUUAAGAGUUUAGCAUGUUCUGGUUAAAUUAUCGGGAAUUUUGUAGGUGGUGUUGGGUGUUGAUUGUGUUUAAUAGUGGUGAAGUGUUGAGUGUUGUUUUUUUGCUCCCGGAAGAACUGAUCGACUGAAAUCAAAAUCGUUUGCUACAAGUAAA